This is a messenger RNA of Knipowitschia caucasica, 324 nucleotides long. Lineage: Eukaryota; Metazoa; Chordata; Actinopteri; Gobiiformes; Gobiidae. The record is from the annotation of a GenBank genome assembly.
AUGAAGAGGAGGAGUGAGAUGAUAAUGAUGAAGAUGAGGAGGGAGAUGAUGAAGAGGAGGAGGGAGAUGAAGAAGAAGAGGAGGGAGAUGAUGAAGAUGAGGAGUGAGAUGAUGAAGAGGAGGAGUGAGAUGAUAAUGAUGAAGAUGAGGAGGGAGAUGAUGAAGAGGAGGAGGGAGAUGAAGAAGAGGAGGAGUGAGAUGAUGAAGAGGAGGAGGAGGGAGAUGAUGAAGAAGAGGAGGGAGAUGAUGAAGAGGAGGGAGAUGAUGAAGAAGAGGAGGGAGAUGAUGAAGAGGAGGAGGGAGAUGAAUAAGAGGAGGAGGUAG